This is a messenger RNA of Spodoptera litura, 1620 nucleotides long. RefSeq lists its product as uncharacterized. NCBI's taxonomy places the organism in Eukaryota, Metazoa, Arthropoda, Insecta, Lepidoptera, Noctuidae. The record is from RefSeq and is a predicted model, not a curated record.
CGCCAUUACGCUGGCGAACUGUGCCGAGAUAGGUGGCUGGUGACGACCAUAGGAUUAUGCGAAGCGAACAAUAACACCAGUAUCAACGAUGUGGCAUUCGAAAGCUAUACUGCUGUGGUGCGGGGUUCUCAUCCGAGUCGUGUUCCCUAUGGAAGUCCAGCAUGAGUUCGAUAAACAUACUGAAGUUAACGUACAAUCUGAUUCUGUUCGAGGUCGACGAGGAGUUAUCGAAGAAGAAAAGUACUACAACAUGCAGUCCCAUCGACAAGACAUCAAUAUGAACAUGAACCAACCUUGGAUACCAGGACCCUUGCCGCCAGAAGACCCUACUACUAAAAUAUCCAUCACUAAUGAAGUCAAAGAAGUGUUACCUCUGUAUCAGACGACAGAGAGAGUGACUGACAAACCAACAGGUCGAGGAGCAAGAGCGUCUAAUGAAAACUGGAUCAAACUGCCUAUACCUGGUCAUGAUGAUCUCCAAAGGGAUCAGAGAGACCAAAGAGAUCAAAGAGAACAAAGGGAUCAAAGAGACAAUAUCCUCACUCCACCUCAACCUUCAGGCGAUCUGAUCAAUUCUAGAAUGCCAAGAGUAAACUUUGUCACUCAGAACAAAGCGUUAGAAGCUUCAGAAUCCCGAAACGACAAAGAAUCAGUGCAACGAUCGACAAGAACCGAUGAAAUCCGAACAGAAUUCGUAAGGCCCGAUGAAGACAGAGAUAGGGAUAGGAAUAAGUACAAACCAGUGUUCCCAAGACAAGCUGUUUACAAUCCGCCGAUUCCAGAAGAAUCUAGAAGGUUCUUCUAUGAUGAUAGAUACUACCCAGUUCCAGAUGAUCUGUAUCGCAGGGAUCCAUACUAUGAUAUGGUCGAUCGAAGACGCUACUACCCUUACUACGGUCCACGAGUGGAUAGAUAUGAUGAGCCUUAUGAUAACAUGGUACCUAGAAAACCGAAGAGGAUCAUUUAUUAUGCACACUUACCAGAGGUGGUCCGUACUCCUCCUAGUGUGGAUUUGAGGUACAGGUAUUCUGUAGACCCUUACAGGCGUUUUGAUGAUGAUGUUUACGCAAGGAAUGGAAGGUACGACUACAGAUUUAGAAGCAGGUAUCCCUACGCUCCUUUGAGAAAAGAUGAGAGGAAUUAUAGAGACUUGGCUGGAGCAGGCACUGUAGCUAAAGACAAGAAAAUAGAAGACAAAGUAACACCAACACCGAUUUUACCUCAAAAAGAAGACAAAUUCAAGACUUCAAUGAAUGCAAACAGAAAUCUUAUAAACAGCCAUCAGUACCACGAUAGCGCUGAUUCUUAUAAUGAACCAAUUUCACAUAAGAGUUACCCAGAUAUAGUUCGUGCAGAUACUACAUACUUUCGGUAUGAUGAGCCUCUUAUACACGGACCAGUCGACGAACCGUAUCAAAGAAAAUAUUAAAAUAAAUAAGUCGCCGUUUCUGGCUCGAUUUUCAAAAGAAAUCAAUUUGAAAAAAUAGCCACAAACGUCUAACCACGUAAAGCUAUUAACCUUCGACAGCAUUUAAUAUCGAUGUAGUAUUUAUUUUAGUAUCAGCCUGUAAUAUAAAAUUGAGUUUUUACAACUAUUUUGUGUCGCUAAUAAAUGUAAUA